Macrosteles quadrilineatus (aster leafhopper) is the source of this 3829-nucleotide messenger RNA. It is a transcript of the gene pic, whose product is annotated as DNA damage-binding protein 1. Lineage: Eukaryota; Metazoa; Arthropoda; Insecta; Hemiptera; Cicadellidae. The transcript is spliced from 18 exons. Gene Ontology annotation, biological process: proteasome-mediated ubiquitin-dependent protein catabolic process; DNA repair. The coding region runs from base 271 to 3699 and encodes 1142 amino acids. Gene Ontology annotation, cellular component: site of double-strand break; nucleus. Gene Ontology annotation, molecular function: protein binding; nucleic acid binding. The record is from RefSeq and is a predicted model, not a curated record.
UUCCGUUCCGGUUCCCGGUAUUCUGUAGCCUAUUCAUUGUAUUGUAUUUUGGUUAGUACAGUAGUACCUACAGUACGACAAUACUAAUUACUAAGUACUAACCAACAGCUUCAAUUACAUUUAUAUUACUUGAAAGACAGAUACUUGGCCACGGCAAAGAUUAACGGCGAAACCUUGUGAAAAAGUCUCUUGUAGUGCAGUGUAACUUAUUGUUUUAUUGACGUUUUAGGUAGGCCUAUUUUUGUUUAGAUUGAAUGAACAUCGUGUGAAAUGGCUCAUCACUAUGUUGUUACCGCUCACAAACCUACGGCUGUUACGGCCUGUGUCACUGGAAACUUCACCUCUACAAGUGACCUUAAUUUGAUACUGGCUAAAAAUACUCGCAUCGAAAUCCAUUUGGUUACUCCAGAAGGAUUACGCCCAUUAAAGGAAAUUGGACUUCAUGGGAAAGUUGCUGUCAUGAAGUUUUUUCGACCAUUGAAUGAAAAGAAAGACCUCCUUUUUAUUGUUACUGCCCGGUACAAUGCUAUGAUCUUAGAAUGUAAAGGAGAGGGAGACAGUUUAGAAAUUAUUACAAAGGCUCAUGGAAAUGUAGCUGAUCGAAUCGGGAAAGCAUCAGAAAAUGGAAUCAUUGCAGUAAUUGAUCCAGAGGCUAGAGUUAUUGGACUGAGAUUAUAUGAUGGACUGCUCAAGAUAAUCCCACUGGAUAAAGACAACUGUGAAUUAAAAGCAUCUAGUAUAAGAAUGGAAGAGUUAGAAGUUCAAGACUUGGAUUUUCUCCAUGGGUGCCCAAACCCAACGAUUAUACUCAUUCAUCAAGAUCUCAAUGGCCGCCAUGUAAAAACCCAUGAGAUAUCAUUAAGAGACAAGGAGUUUGUAAAGAUUCCUUGGAAGCAAGAUAAUAUAGAGACUGAAGCAUCAAUGGUUAUCCCAGUGCCUGAACCACUUUGUGGGGCCAUUAUAAUUGGCCAGGAGUCAAUUUUGUAUCACGAUGGUAAUUCUUUUGUGGCAGUAGCUCCUCCUGUUAUUAAGCAAAGCACUAUUUGCUGCUAUGCCAAGGUGGAUCCCCAGGGUUCUAGAUACUUGCUGGGUGACAUGGCUGGUCAUCUUUUUAUGCUGCUGUUGGAGAAGGAUGAACGAAUGGAUGGCAGUGUAGCAGUAAAAGAUCCCAAAGUUGAACUCCUUGGUGAAAUCAGUAUUCCUGAAUCAAUAACCUACCUUGACAAUGGAGUUUUGUUCAUUGGCUCUCGACUAGGUGAUUCACAGCUCAUUAAACUAAACAAAAAACCAGAUGAAAACGGUUCUUAUGUGAGUGUAAUGGAGACCUUUACAAACCUCGCUCCCAUCGUAGACAUGGUCGUAGUAGACCUGGAGAGACAGGGUCAGGGACAGCUCGUCACUUGUUCAGGAGCAUACAAAGAGGGUUCCCUAAGAAUAAUCCGGAACGGCAUCGGUAUCCAAGAGCAUGCAUCCAUUGAUUUGCCUGGCAUCAAAGGAAUCUGGGCCCUAAGUGUGGGUGCCAACAACAAAUUUGACAACAUGCUGGUCCUCUCAUUUGUGGGUCACACUCGUGUGCUUCUCUUGAAUGGAGAAGAAGUGGAAGAGACAGAUAUCUCAGGCUUCUUGUCAGACCAACAGACAUUUUACUGUGCCAAUGUUGGAGAGAACUGCAUCGUACAAGUGACGUCCGUGUCUGCUAGACUUAUCUCUUGUGACACCAAACAGCUGAUCAGUGAGUGGAAGGCUGACUCUGACCGCAGCAUUAGUGUAGUUGCCUGCAACAGCAUCCAACUCCUCUGUGCUACUGGGUUUGACCUCUUCUACCUAGAGAUCCUUCAGCAACAACUAGUUCAGAGGGGACAUACUGUCUUAGAACAUGAAGUAGCCUGCCUUGACAUCUCUCCGCUCGACAAUGACAGCAGCAAAGCAGAUAUUGUUGCUGUGGGUCUCUGGACUGACAUUUCUGCUCGUAUUCUCAAGAUUCCCACUUUGGAGGAGAUAAAUCGAGAGUUUCUCGGAGGAGAGAUCAUACCUCGUUCUAUCUUGAUGACCUGCUUUGAGGGUCUCAAUUACCUAUUGUGUGCCUUAGGUGAUGGGUCAAUGUUCUACUUUUCACUCAACAAACAGAAUGGGUUACUGACUGAUAAGAAGAAGGUAACAUUGGGUACUCAACCAACUGUGUUGAGGACGUUUAAGUCCUUAUCAACAACAAAUGUUUUCGCCUGCUCAGAUAGACCUACCGUGAUAUACUCUUCCAACCACAAGUUGGUAUUCUCGAAUGUGAAUUUAAAAGAGGUGAACCACAUGUGCUCAUUGAAUGCAGAGUCUUAUCCAGACAGUUUGGCCCUGGCCACAGACAGCACUGUCACCAUCGGCACCAUUGACGAGAUACAGAAGCUUCACAUCAGGACUGUCCCCCUAGGAGAGGCCCCUCGACGCAUCGCAUACCAAGAGAGUUCCAAGACAUUUGGCGUGGUCACAAUGAGAUUGGAUCUACAAGAGAGUGCUGGACCUACACCAGUACGUCCGAGUGCCUCCACCCAGGCACAGGCCACCACUACCUCUACCAUCAGCAGCCUGUCCAUCCUCAAGCCAGGGUCCACCAACACAUCAGCUGAGUAUGGGCUGGAGGUCGAGGUCCAAAACCUUCUCAUUAUUGAUCAACACACUUUUGAAGUGUUACAUGCCCAUCAACUGAUGCCAUCAGAGUAUGCACUCAGUCUGCUGUCCACAAAGCUAGGAGAUGACCCUAACACUUACUUCAUCAUUGGCACUGGCUUGGUUAACCCUGAGGAGUCUGAGCCCAAACAAGGCCGAAUAGUCAUCUUUCACUUCCAUGACGGCAAGCUGACGCAAAUAGCUGAGAAAGAAAUCAAAGGUGGUUGCUAUUCACUAGUUGAGUUUAAUGGAAAACUUCUAGCCAGUAUUAAUAGCACUGUGCGAUUGUUUGAGUGGACGGCAGAGAAAGAACUAAGACUGGAAUGCAGUCACUUUAACAGCAUAAUUGCAUUGUUCCUCAAGACAAAGGGAGACUUUAUUCUGGUGGGUGACCUGAUGAGGUCAAUGACCUUGCUGCAAUACAAGACAAUGGAGGGCUGCUUUGAGGAGAUGGCCAGAGAUUAUAACCCCAACUGGAUGACAGCUGUAGAAAUCCUUGAUGAUGAUACAUUUCUGGGAUCAGAAAACUCAUUAAACCUCUUUGUUUGCCAAAAAGACAGCUCAUCCACUAGUGAUGAAGAAAGACAGCAGAUGCAGGAGGUGGGUCAUUUCCACCUUGGAGACAUGGUGAAUGUGUUUAGACAUGGCUCACUGGUGAUGCACCACAUUGGAGAGACGUCUACUCCUACACAGGGAUGUGUGCUUUAUGGGACUGUCAGCGGAGCUAUUGGUCUAGUGACACAAAUCAAAAGUGAGCUGUUCGACUUUUUGUAUGAAUUGCAAGACCGAUUGACACAAACUAUCAAGCCAGUUGGGAAGAUAGAGCACGGGUUUUGGCGGUCUUUCAACACAGAAGUUAAGACAGAACCUAGCGAAGGGUUUAUAGAUGGAGAUCUCAUCGAAAGUUUUCUUGAUCUCUCACAUAAAGACAUGCAAGAAGUAGCCACAGGCCUCCAGAUUGAUAAUGGCUCAGGAAUGAAGCAAGAUGCUACAGUCGAUGAUUUGAUCAAGAUUGUUGAAGACCUAACCAGGAUACACUAGACAUAAGAGUGUUCGUAUUAAUUAUUUUAUCUCUUGUACAUAAACUGUGAUGUACAAAACGUGUAAGACUUCAAAUAUGAAGAUUUAUUUUGUUCUCCAAAACUUAGUAAUAAACUUGUUUGUAUAGUAA